AUGAGCACCCAGCGUCCCAACGACCAGCAAAGUAUCACGGACAUCUUUCAAUUAUGGCUGGUUAAAAUGCGCGAGAGGGGGUAUCCGCCAAACGGCCUAGACCCAGCCAUGCAAGCUGCGCUCAAGCGUAUUGAAACUACUUUCAGCGAUGUCAAGAAGAACAUGAGCGCCAACCUAGCUAAUGAGCUUGCAGCCUUGACUAUCAAAAAAAUGGGAGGGAUGGCUCUUAGCCUUGUGCGGGAUAUCACUCGCUGUCCAGCAUACCAAGUCCUAAAGGAUGCUUCAGCCUCAGGGUUGUCCAUCACCUUUCCCGACUGGUUCUUCUUCGCCACCGUAUAUGGUCCCAAUCACACUGCAAUCCAACCCUUCCAUGAUUAG
Molecule: messenger RNA, 378 nt
Organism: Fusarium sp. VM40
Lineage: Eukaryota; Fungi; Ascomycota; Sordariomycetes; Hypocreales; Nectriaceae
Source: the annotation of a GenBank genome assembly